AUGAUCAUGGCCGCCUCACGGGGGGCGCGAUUACACCUCUUGCCUCUGUCCCACGCCCGUCGGAAACCCCCAGCCCCAAUCCCCUCCCGCCUGCAAGCGCAGGCACAGUGCUCAGUCUCUGGAUAUCGGGCCUUCUCUGUGUCCACGCCAUCGCCAUCCGCCAGGAGACCACACAGCUUCAACUCGGGCUUCACAAGCUCCUAUGACCCCACCGAUGUCUCCGACCGCGGGCCCAUGUUCGCGAACCCAAGCUUCGGGGUCCCACAAUUCUAUCCCCGCGAUCUCAAGGCCCGAGUCGACGAGUAUGUUGUCGGUCAGGACCGUGCAAAGAAAACCAUAUGUUCCGCCAUCUUCAAUCACUAUCAGAAUCUCAGGAGGCGGAGGCACGACCAGGAGCACGACAACAAGCUCCGCGAAAAGCUGCAACGCCAGAACCGGUCGCGUGAGAGAGAUCGCCUCGAGCCAUAUCGUGACCCCCACCCGGUCGAAGACGAAUUUCCCGGUCACUAUGAGUCCAUACAGCGGGGGCAUCAAGUCGCAGAUGCCGCUGCCGCUGCCGCUGCCGCUUCCGCCGAGUUCUACAUACCGGAAGACCCGACCAUACCACAUCAUACUAGAAUAGAUAAAAGUAACUUGCUACUGAUAGGCCCUACAGGCGUGGGAAAGACCUAUAUUCUUGAAACCCUGAGUAAAAAGCUCAAUGUCCCAUUCACAAUAUGCGAUUGCAACUCCUUCACUCAAGCCGGCUACAUAGGCCAAGACGUCGAAAGCUGUAUCGAGAGGCUCCUCAUCGAAUCAAACUACGAUACUAGAGCAACCGAGCAUGGAAUCGUGGUCCUGGAUGAGUUUGACAAGAUUGCGCGCAGAGAAACAGCAAAUGGCCGAGAUGUCGGCGGGGAAGGUGUCCAACAAGCUCUCCUCAAGCUCGUGGAAGGAACAAAAGUAACAAUCAACGUUAAGGACAACAAGUCCACGCGAUCUGCCGCCCCCAUAACGAGCAACUACGGGUCUGGCAGCCCGAGCAUGGCGCCUCCUACGCCUCCCACCUCAGGUAGGACAGACCAGUACACCAUCGACACAAGGAACAUACUAUUUGUCUUUUGCGGCGCUUUUGUCGGACUUGAAAGACACAUAUUGGCAAGAGUAUCGAAGCCGUCACUAGGAUUUGGGGCCGAGAUCGGCGAAGGCCGGUCCUCCAAGAAGGGCAACAAAACUGUCCUGCCGCGAGAGAUGUACUCUCAUCUGCCGCACCAACCUCAGGCAGCGGUAGGGGAUGAGCCUGGAAGCGUCGGCUUCACGCCAAUGGACCUGACCACGCCCGACGACCUACAAGCUUUCGGUUUCAUCCCGGAGCUCAUCGGUCGGCUACAUAAUAUCAUCGCACUGUCACCACUAUCGCAAGAUGAACUUUUUCGGAUCUUGACAGUCCCUCGCAACGGACUCGUCGCACAGUAUGCAGCAUUGUUCGAGACCUAUCCUUCCAGGUUGUACUUCACCAGGCGUGCCCUCCUAGCCAUUGCCGAGCGAGCUCUCAAGAAUGGCACUGGCGCCAGAGGGUUGAAAAUGGAGAUGGAGAGGGUACUUGCCGAACCAAUGUACGAAGCACCUGUGCAACACGUUCUCAUCACGGAGGCUUGCGUGAAAGGACUGGAGAAGGCUGGCUACUGGGGCAGAGAUGGGUGGUUGGAAGUUGAGAGGCGCAUCAGGGCAGAGGAUCAGCCCCAAGAAGUAGACGAGGCUACUGCAUCAACAUUUGAGCAAUACCGAGAGGCAGGACAAAGCGGCGAAUAG
Diaporthe amygdali is the source of this 1791-nucleotide messenger RNA. Its product is annotated as ATP-dependent Clp protease ATP-binding subunit ClpX. The transcript is spliced from 4 exons. Gene Ontology annotation, cellular component: mitochondrial matrix. Gene Ontology annotation, molecular function: ATP binding; ATP hydrolysis activity. NCBI's taxonomy places the organism in Eukaryota, Fungi, Ascomycota, Sordariomycetes, Diaporthales, Diaporthaceae. Gene Ontology annotation, biological process: proteolysis; protein catabolic process. Bases 1 to 1791 code for a protein of 596 amino acids. The record is from RefSeq and is a predicted model, not a curated record.